Messenger RNA from Ananas comosus (pineapple), 1419 nucleotides. Its product is annotated as NAC domain-containing protein 68-like. The transcript is spliced from 3 exons. The record is from RefSeq and is a predicted model, not a curated record. Gene Ontology annotation, biological process: regulation of DNA-templated transcription. Gene Ontology annotation, molecular function: DNA binding. Bases 183 to 1037 code for a protein of 284 amino acids. Lineage: Eukaryota; Viridiplantae; Streptophyta; Magnoliopsida; Poales; Bromeliaceae.
AUUCACCUCCCCUGAACUCGUAGCAGCAGCAGCGCAAGCCCACACGAAAAGCGCUUCUCUCAGAAGCUAUCCACGUUUUCGCAAAAUUCGUUCUUAUCCGCUUCUUCGGAAAGCGCUCGAGCUAAUCUCACAUAGAAGCUAAAAUUCGAGCUGUGAAUUGAAGCUCGAUCGAGGGGUGAAGGAUGGUGAAGGAGAUGCGGCGAGCCGACGCGGAGGCGCAGCUGAACCUGCCACCUGGGUUCCGGUUCCACCCGACUGACGAAGAGCUCGUCGUCCACUACCUGUGCCGGAAGGUCUCCGGCCGCUGCCUCCCCGUCCCGAUCAUCGCCGAGGUCGAUCUCUACAAGUACGACCCGUGGGACCUCCCAGAGAGGGCGCUGUUCGGGCAAAAGGAGUGGUACUUCUUCACGCCGCGCGAUCGGAAGUACCCGAACGGGUCGAGGCCGAACCGGGCGGCGGGAAGGGGGUACUGGAAAGCGACGGGGGCGGAUAAGCCGAUCCGCCCGUCGGGGAGCAACCGGCCGGUCGGGAUUAAGAAAGCCCUGGUAUUCUACCACGGGAAGGCGCCGAAGGGGAUCAAGACCGAUUGGAUCAUGCACGAGUACCGUCUCGCAGAGGCGAACCGCGCUCCCGGAGGGAAAAAGGGCAACUUGAGGUUGGAUGAUUGGGUACUGUGCCGGCUGUACAACAAGAAGAACAGCUGGGCGAGAACGGCGGCGGCGGAUUCGAUGGAGACGAGCCACGACGCGGGGUCGGAGGCGAUCAACACGCCGGAAUCGGACAUCGACCACGACGACUACCACCUGUUCGACGAAAUGGCCGGCACCGGAGCCCUGCAGUACCGCCCGUUCGAUCAAAUGCCGCAGCUGAGGCCGACCGCGGCGGGCGGAUUCCCGAUUGUGGAGAAGAAGGAGGAGAGCGAUUGGUUCACGGAAUUGAACCUGGAAGACCUGCAGAGCUCUCUCGCCGUGUUCGGCUCCGGCGCGGCGCCGUCGCUCGACGUGUCGAGCCAAGAUUACUUCUUUUCGGGGUUUUGAGACAAGCAGGGUUGUGAAUGACUCUGUAUAGAUAGAUAGAGUAGGAGUUCAAAAGAGACCGAAAGGAAGGGAGAGAAAACACAGAGGGGAGAGGCAAAGAGGUUCAAACAAAUACUAGAUUAGGAUUUCUUUUUAGAUUCCCUUCUUUUUCUUUUUGAUUUUUGUCAUUUUUAAUUUUUUUUCAGGGGGAGAGGUUAUGUGUGUGUGUAUAUAUGUAGCAUGACUUAGUUGUAGAAUGGUAUAAUUUUGUUCCUGUUCUGAAACAGUGGCAGUAGAAGAGAUAUGUAAAAAUUGUUGGGGAGAUCUAAGUCACCUAACAAUGUAUGCGAUGUUCAUGAUCAUGAAGUUGGAACAGAAAUAAAUUUGCGUUCUCUUUCUCUUA